AUGGCAGAAAGAGGUGGUGGUGGUGUUGAUGAAAGUGGGAGUAAAUCAGGUGAUGAUAAACGUAUCAGUAAUGAACAGGAACCAAUGAUAGAAACUGCUACGGAAGCAAGGGAACCUCCACCCCCAGAUGUUGUGCAGCUGUGUAGAGAGACAUUCCAGAAAACAGCAGAAUAUUUGCGAGGAGAAAUGGAGGGAACUAUUGAAGAUUACAGAUUGUUGGAGAACAUGAAUAAAAUUACCAUUGCAAAGUACUCAGAAAUGAAGAACCUAGCACAAGAUAUUAGUACAUCACUUCAAGAGCUGAAUGAAAAAUACAAGACUCUUCAGCCUUAUCUAGAGCAAAUUGACCAUAUUGAAGAAAAUGUUAGUAACUUGGAGCAAGCAGCAUAUAAACUUGAUGUAUACUCAAAGAGAUUAGAAGCUAAAUUUCGGGCCCUGGAGAAAAGAUGAUUGAGACUGAACAUGUGUAGAGUUUUAUGGACAACUGAUCAGAAGAUCUAGAGGGUUGUUAUAAUCUAUGACAUUGACAUUCCAUCAAAAUCAUUAUUAAAAAUCAUAGUGUUUAUUUAUGUCUGUGUGCAUGUUUCUGAUAUACUGAUCAUUGAUAAGCACCGUGUUAUAUCAAAGAUGUUAGAACACAAUAUAAAAUUAGUAAGAACAAAAGUGCAAAACGUGACAAACCUGAAUUUUCAUUGUGUGUUGGAUAAGAUGAAAAAUAAGUCUCAUAUAGCUUGCACACUAAUGUUCUGUCCCACAGUGUGCAGUAAUUCAAGUGAUCAUUUAUAAUUGAGAAAGUUUACUCCAUUGCUCACCCUUGUUUACAAAAUGGCAUCAGAUUUAGACAAAAUGGCUUUAGAUGACACAGUUCUAGUAUUUUGAAUGAGACAUUUCAAAUUCUGCUUUUGUUGAGUUCAACUAUAAUACCUUUGUUGGUUUCAAAAAGUCAAUGUAAUGUCAACAUGUAAUUUAUUAUUCAUCCAAUGGGAACCAGAGGGGAUUAUAGUCUUUCUGCUAUCUUGUCUGGGCCCUGUCUUCAACACAACUAAUUUUGUGAGACGGUGUGUCAUGUAUCCAAAGUAGGUAACUCUGACAAACAUUUUGACCUUUGAUCAACUUUAAAGUUAAAGAUUAUCUUGGCCCUAUCUAACACACUAAUAAUCACAGGAACUUCAUACAUGGGAUAUGGGUUUACCUGGGUGAGACGGUUACUCAUCUAUCUAAAAGUAGGUCACUCUGACCUUCAUUUUGACAUGUUACUUCAUCAAUGAAAAUCUUGCCAUUUGUGCAUUUUAGAUCUCAUAAUUUCACAUCCAGUGUGGGACUGUAAUUUGCCAAAUUGUCUCGUUGCACAUGACCUGAUCACAAAAAUUGGUCACAAACAAAACUAACUGAUUAGCUGUCUACUGAGUCAGUUGCCAUGGAAAUCAAUUACAUGUAUGUGCGAGUAGUUCCUUGUCUUUUUUCUUGCCUCCCAACCCUACCAAAGGCUAUUUCAGUAAAACAUCUACUUGACCCAAGGAUUCCAUAGAUAUCUUCUAUCCGUAGUUCAGUUUCCUGUCUAUUACUUCUAAGCAAAUUGUCAGUAUAGACCUAAACAAAACUAUGAGUCUUGGGCCAGGAUAGAUGUUUUACUUGAGCAUACCUGACUGCUGGUUCAAGUGAUUGGUUUUCCUGCUUCUCUCCAGUUUUGUUUUUGUUAUUUAUUGUAAACACAUAGCUUCAUUUUUAUUUAAGUACCGAAAACUUGAAAGUUAGAUAUUACCUACUAAAUGAUAUAAUGUAGGAAGUAAUUGAGACUUAAAUGAGACUGUUAUUGUACUACAGUUGUAUUUUUUCUGAGCAGUGAAUUCUCAGUUUCGCAUUACACUUGAUCAGAGUUCUUUUAAAACAGUUUUCAUGUUAUUAUAACAAAUAUGAUACGGAAAAAUUGGAUACAAGUUUUUAUUGUCGUAAAGUGUGGUUUAGUUUUUGUUGUCAGGUUGCAAGACAUUUAGUCUUUCCUUAUUAUGUAAUAUUGUACAAGGAUGUAUUACAUUAGCACUAUCAUCAUUUAAAUCAGUAGAUAUCAGCAGAUUUCAUUCCAUGAUCCUUCUUGUUUAUUUCUAAAUGUCUGUCUACAGAAUGUGAUGUAUAGAGCAUAUGUUAUAUUCUUGCACAAUAUUUCUGAUCAAGACUAAUUAACAUACACUACUAUAAAAUUACAUUACAAUUAGAUAAUCUACACCAUCAUGUAUUUAAGUUAGGAAAAAUGCAAACUUUAUGUCUCAGAAAAUAUAUAUGCCAAAAUGUACAUCAUUGUUUAAGCACUAAAAGUUGCUUAAUAUGGUAUUUCAAUUAUCGUGCUGAUGACAAGGUUAAUACAGUCCAAUUAAGGUUUUGUUAUAUAAUUGUAUAUAUUGAAACAAAAAGAGUGCAAUAUCACAAUAUUGACUGUAAAAUGAUAACUUCUGUGAUUUUAUUGAUUAAAAGAUAUCAAAAUUA
Molecule: messenger RNA, 2481 nt
Organism: Ylistrum balloti
Lineage: Eukaryota; Metazoa; Mollusca; Bivalvia; Pectinida; Pectinidae
Product: biogenesis of lysosome-related organelles complex 1 subunit 2-like
Exons: 5
Coding region: 1-450 (149 amino acids)
Biological process (GO): endosomal transport; lysosome localization
Cellular component (GO): gamma-tubulin complex; BORC complex; BLOC-1 complex
Molecular function (GO): gamma-tubulin binding
Source: RefSeq, a predicted model, not a curated record